Molecule: messenger RNA, 3635 nt
Organism: Doryrhamphus excisus (bluestripe pipefish)
Lineage: Eukaryota; Metazoa; Chordata; Actinopteri; Syngnathiformes; Syngnathidae
Gene: tagapb
Product: T cell activation RhoGTPase activating protein b
Biological process (GO): signal transduction; regulation of Rho protein signal transduction
Molecular function (GO): GTPase activator activity
Source: RefSeq, a predicted model, not a curated record
GCAAAACGAGUACUCCUUUUCCCUCCACUGUGCAGGGUCUAAAGCGCGACAGAACCUCCCUACAAAGCGGCAGCAUGGGUCCACCAGGUGGCGGAGGCGCCGUAACGAUGAGGAGAGGAAGCUACGAUGAAGCCGUGGCUUCUCUGCGACCUCAUUUCCGAAAUAUGGCUCAGAGACGACGGUCUGCUCCGUCGCUGCUUUUGGGGAAGGCUUUGGCCAUGUCGUGGUCUCCAAUCAGGGAGGAAAGCUCCUGCUGGGUAUCAGUGGAGCAGAGCCCUUUCGUCCACGGCCUCACCGGGGAGAAUGGCGAGCUGCUGCUGGACGAGUGCGUUCAGGUGACGGAGGGUACGAAAACCAGAGGGAGACAGCUCUUCCUCUUCAGUGAUGUAGUUGUCUUUGCUAAGCUCAGGUCCACUUGCAGCUACCGUGUGAAGCACAGAGUCAACUUGGAGGACGUCUGGCUUCACAGUUUUGAGGAUGACGCCGAGUACGAAGGGGGUACGGCGCAGGACGCAGACUUUAGGACGACCCUCGCCUUGGCUUGGGGUGCCACUUUUUGUUUGGUGUGUUUCAUCUCUCCUGAGGUGAAGGAGCGCUGGUUCGAUACCCUGCAGAGCAAAAUUAAAGACGCAAGAGCCAGAGCUGGUUGUGCUCCUUCUCAUCAGGGCGUCCUCAUGAAGGUGUUAGGUGACAUCAAUGCAACUAAAACUCUCAUUGGAAGCAGCAUGGAGCAGAUAAUUGACCUACCACUUGAUGGCGAUGUAAAUAGUCAAGUUCUGUCAAAUCUGUUGAAUAACCAAGAGGACAAGCUGACGCAGCUGCAUGAAACUAAGUGGAGCUUGGUGAGGAAGCUGAAGAAGGGAUCUAGUUUCAUCAGCAGAGCAACUCGACCGGACAACAAGACUCAGAUUUUUGGACAGUCCCUUUGCCAACUGUGCCCAGAUGACAGCUCGCUUCCCAAACCCAUCACCGAGAUGCUGCUGUUGCUGAGGAAGAGGGGUCCGUCCACGGAGGGAGUGUUUCGGAAGCCGUGCAACAACAAGAACAUGAGGGACAUCAGGGACAGGCUCAACAGAGGCCUGGAAGUGGACAUGGAGGCUCAGCCUGUUGUUCUGCUGGUUGGGCUGCUCAAAAGUUUUCUCAAAGAACUUCCUGGUAGCCUGCUGGUCUCUGAGCUCUUUGACGAGUGGAUGACGGCUUUGCAGACGGCAGACAUCCAACAGAGAGGACUGGAAGUUAGAAGGGUGGUGGACAAGCUCCCGGGGCCAAACAAACUGCUCUUGCAGCACCUCACCUGCGUUCUCCAUCAUGUCCUUGAGAGCUCUGACAUCAACAAAAUGGACGCCUACAACCUGGCAGUGUGCAUCGCCCCUACGCUGCUGCAGCUGGAGGUCGCCCCCCUUGAUGAGCAGAAGGAAAUGAUGAAAAAGGUCACAGAGCUGACCCAGUUCCUGAUUGAGCACUGUGAAAUCCUCGGAGACAAUAUCCCUCAUCUCUUGGAUACUGAUGAAGACUCCGUUUCCUCCCAGCAUCACGACUCGGCGUACGACAGCACCGAUCCGGACGGAGACGGCGAGGCCAGAAGGAGCGGCUCGUCUCCCUCUCUCAGUCUCAGCAUCACCAUGUCUUCGUGCUCGUCCGACGGCAUCUUCACUCCCAAGCCUCCUUUCAACCGUCGCUGCUCCGAGCCCAUCAUCCUGCCCUCGGCUGAUGUGGAGAACCUCUGCGGCCAUUCCAGGAGCCAUGACGACUGCUCUUUGGAGAACUUUGACAGGCAGCCUUUGAAAAAACAAAUCUCAGAUGAUUCCUUUUGGCGCCGGGGACAAAGAGGCGACGCUUCCGGUUUGUCAUUUUCUGAACUGAACAGCAGCUCCAGCAGGGACCAGCGGAGCCACACUGGGAAUCAAAUCAUGGACUCCUCUAGCUCUUCCCUAGAGAGCGCGACCUCCAACCAGUCUGAGGGCUCUGUGUUCACCAGCUCCCCAGCAGCAUCUCCACCUUGCUGCAGGACAUCAACGCAGCGUGCUUCGAAAACUCCAGAUAACCCCGAUGAGAAGAGACGCUCACAUUCACUGAGAGCCGCUUGUAAGGUGUUGAUGCGGACCAGGAGCUUAGGAGGCUUCAGCAGGAGCAGCCUGAAGAAGGACCCCCAGAAUGAAAACACCUUCCCUUGUGAAACGUUCCAGGAGGUGUCUCCGGAUGAUCCCAAGCAGCGCCCGCUUUCAGCCAUCAUGGUGUUCAGGCACGUCGACAGCAGGCUGCCUUGCAGGCCACCGUCCUACGAGCAGGCAGUACACAACACGCCUCUCCCUCCUCAGUAUGGAUCCAUGACUGUAUACGACGCCAUCGCUCUGGAGAGAAGAUCAAGCCACGCCAUCUUGUCCAGCUGCUCUGCCAAUCACCAUGUUGACAUGCGGGAAGAAGGUGUGGAGCAACGUCUGGUCUUCCGCCAGAGGGCUAUGUCUGAGUCUGUGUCUGCUGGGCAUCGGGAGGCGGCGUCACGGAGAUGCAGCCAGCCUGUGUUUGAGGACUUCUCAUAUGUAAAAGAGUCCUACGUUUGACUGAACAUUAAACCGAGUCAUUAAAUCUACUUUUCCCUCCCCUAGUAACCUACGACAUGGCUGCAGUUUGAUUUGAAUUUGAUCCCCCCUCCCCUCUGCCUGAUAAUUGUCCCUCAGCAGGACAUCGUGCCCCCAUUGCUACACUGUGUUCAUUCAUUUUGGAGCUAUGACAUAACUAUGGCAGCCCCAUAACAAGAGAAAGCGUGUUUCCAGGCUGCAGUCAUUAUAAACUGCUUUUCUGUCUUUGUGCCGCCAUUCAAACAUGUUCAUACAGUUCAGUGCCUUUGUUAUUCCUCAUUCUUUCACCUUGAAUGAAUGCUAUGUGCUAUGUGCUGCCGUCCAGGUAUCACUACAUGUGUAGUACUUUUUCAGAGUACAAAAUAUGUCUAGAGUAUUGAUAGAUAUUUUAGUCUAUCGAAAUGAAGCUAUUUUAGUUUGUGUUGAGUCAAAUGUCCAAUGCUGGAGCUACAGAGUUAGCUUGUUUUUAUUGCUGUUGGUAGCAGUCAUUUUGACAUACUAGUCCAAGAGUAAAUACAGUGAAACAUCAGUUAGCGUCAUUAAUUUCAGCACUAACUACAAUUUUUUGCCAUAAGAUGUGAUGCUAAUUACUUGCAAAUUUCUUUGGCUGUGAUCAAUAAGCCAUGAUCAUUUUUCAACAUAAAACAAAAAAUUACGCUAACCAGGGCCUAUGCUAACCAAGGUUUCACUGUACACUUUGCAAUGGUAAGUGUAUUUUAUUGUCGCAUUGUGUGUAGUUUAAAACUAGUAUUUUAAUGCUAGUAUUUUAAUAGUACGGUACUUUUACAAGUACUUUACAUUUCACUGAAUGUAUGUGGAAUCUAAGAAUGAGGUGUACGCUAAAUAGUAGUCUUUUGUUGGAAUUGUAUGCUUGUAUUCUGACAAAGAGACAGAGAAAUCGAGCAGUGCAUCAUAAAUUUAAUGAUUGCUUAAAACUUUUGUUUUUUUCAAAUCAGCACCUUGACCGUCUUUGUCCCACUACAUGAAAUCACAUUGCUGGUGAAGCUUUCUUUAUUUGUGUGACGAAAGGUACAAUAAAAUACAUAAAUCACAGAG